Molecule: messenger RNA, 258 nt
Organism: Miscanthus lutarioriparius
Lineage: Eukaryota; Viridiplantae; Streptophyta; Magnoliopsida; Poales; Poaceae
Source: the annotation of a GenBank genome assembly
AUGGCAAUGAAGGUGUACGAGUAUGGGCCAGCAAUGUCGACGAACGUGGCACGCGUUCUUGUCUGCCUGGAGGAGGUCGGCGCAGAGUACGAUGUAGUCCCCGUCGACAUGACCACCAGCGAGCACAAGAGCCCGGCGCAUGUUGCCCGCAACCACUUCGGUCAGGUCCCAGCUUUCCAGGAUGGCGAUCUGAUUCAUUACGGUGAGAUUGCAACAAACAAUGCUCGUUCCUUGCUUGGUUUGAUCCAAUAUUAUUGA